Messenger RNA from Hirsutella rhossiliensis, 516 nucleotides. RefSeq names its product erg28 like protein. The record is from RefSeq and is a predicted model, not a curated record. Gene Ontology annotation, molecular function: protein-macromolecule adaptor activity. The transcript is spliced from 2 exons. Bases 1 to 516 code for a protein of 171 amino acids. Gene Ontology annotation, cellular component: endoplasmic reticulum; membrane. Lineage: Eukaryota; Fungi; Ascomycota; Sordariomycetes; Hypocreales; Ophiocordycipitaceae.
AUGGACCUUUUCAAGUCUCUGCUCCCCCCAGCCAAGGGCAUCCUGCCCUACUACAUGCUCAUUCUCUCUGUCGUCUCCAUCGGCAACUCCCUGCAAGCCUACGCGACGCUGCACUUCUCGCGCCGCGUCUACAACGGCCGCUUCGUCCGCAACCCCAAGCUGCCACCCGCGUCGCCCGCCUUCAACCCCGACGACUCGGUCAAUAAGCUCGUCCCCGCCGCCGCCAACGACGCCCACGCCGCGGACCAAGUGACCCCCCUUGCUGGCCGUCUGUUUGGCACCUGGACCCUCAUCACCUGUAUUGUCCGCUGCUACGCCGCCUACAACCUGCACCUCGGCCCGGUCUACAACAUUGCCAUAUGGACCUACGUCGUGGCGCUCGGCCACUUUGCCAGCGAGCUGUUUGUCUUUAAGAGUAUGAACUUUGGCCUGCCGCAGGUCUUUCCCUUUACGCUGGCGAGCUGCGCCCUGAUCUGGAUGCCAAUGGUCCGAAACUACUACGUCGAGAGCAACUAG